Molecule: messenger RNA, 1264 nt
Organism: Telopea speciosissima
Lineage: Eukaryota; Viridiplantae; Streptophyta; Magnoliopsida; Proteales; Proteaceae
Product: origin of replication complex subunit 2
Exons: 6
Coding region: 21-1109 (362 amino acids)
Biological process (GO): DNA replication
Cellular component (GO): nucleus; nuclear origin of replication recognition complex
Molecular function (GO): DNA replication origin binding
Source: RefSeq, a predicted model, not a curated record
GGUCGUAGUAGGCAGUAGCCAUGAAUUUGAUGGAUGGGGAUGACGAGGAGUUCGGAUUCUCUCGGAACUAUUUUCUCGCAAAGGAAUUGGGUGGAUCUGCGAAGAAAUCCACCCGCAGAAUUUCCGAUAUCAAAGUCGUUGACGAACAGGAGCUGAGAGCAGCAGCAUCAAAGCUAGCACCUAAACAUGAGAGAGAGAUGACAUCUUUACUCAACAGCUAUAGGAGUUUAUAUUCAAAAUGGGCUUUUGAGCUUAGAUGUGGCUUUGGCCUUCUUAUGUAUGGGUAUGGUUCUAAGAGGGCAUUGAUUGAAGAUUUCGCUUCAACAGCAUUGACUGACAGUGGUGUAGUUGUUAUCAAUGGCUAUCUUCAGUCUAUCAAUAUUAAACAGGUUGUGGUCGCAAUAGCAGAAACUCUGAGGGAUCAACUGAAAACCAAAAGAAGCCCUCUUACGGGGAACAUGUCCAAGUUCCACCAACCAUUUAAUUCACUAUCCAUGGAUGAUCUUCUUGCAUUUCUGGAAGGGUCAAAGAAAAAGGAUAAUGACUGCUUUGUUUGCGUUGUCAUCCACAAUAUUGAUGGACCUGCAUUGCGAGAUUGUGAAUCACAACAGUCUCUUGCACGUUUGGCAUCUUGUUCCCACAUCCAUAUGGUUGCAUCAAUCGACAAUGUGAAUACACCCUUGUUGUGGGACAAGAAGAUGGUUCACACACAGUUUAGCUGGUGCUGGUAUCACGUCCCAACCUUUGCACCUUACAAGGUUGAAGGAGUCUUUUUUCCUUUGGUUCUCAUCAAUGAUGGAAAGACCCAAAGCGCCAAAACUGCUGUAAUAGUUCUACAAAGUCUUACACCAAAUGCACAAAGUGUCUUCAAAGUUCUUGCUGAGUAUCAACUGGCACACCCUGAAGAAGCAGGAAUGCCACUCAGUGGUUUGUACACAAUCUGCAGAGAACGCUUUUUAGUUAGUAGCCAGAUCACACUGAAUUCCUAUUUGACUGAGUUCAAAGAUCAUGAGUUAGUGAAGACAAGAAGGCAUGCUGAUGGUCAUGACUGCUUCUACAUACCCCUUGAGUCUGAGGAGCUUGAGAAACUGUUACAAGAGAUUGGCUGAAUAUUGCUGUGGUGCAACAUGGCUUCAAUGGCUAAUGUUGUGUUGUCAAGUUAUCUUGCAAAGGAAUGGGGUCAGGGAAAGAAAGAUUCUAGGUAGUCCUCUGGAAAUAUGCUGUUUCAUUUGAUGAAAAGUAGGUGGCAAUAUAUAGCAGCCAA